Molecule: messenger RNA, 1842 nt
Organism: Periconia digitata
Lineage: Eukaryota; Fungi; Ascomycota; Dothideomycetes; Pleosporales; Periconiaceae
Source: the annotation of a GenBank genome assembly
CCCCAGCCCCAAAGAAUGCUGCACCACCAUCCAAAUAAUCUCCUCAGUGCUCUUCUUCUUCUUCCUCCUCUUCUUCCCCUGCUCCUCAUCAUCUUCCCCUAUUCCCCCGUCCAAACUCUGCACUACAAUCCAAUACCCACCUCCCUCUGCACUGCCAUCACGCUUCCUAUCCACUACUUUUUCUUUCCCCUUUCCUUUCCCCCCCUCCUUCUCUUUCUUCUUCUUCUUCUUCUCCCCCUUAACAGCCCUCUUCUCCUUCUUCCCUUCCUUCCUAACCUCCCCUUUCUCCGCACGCAACCUCUUCUUCUCUUCCCGAAACCUAACCCUCACAUCUUUCCACUGCCGAUCCUUCUUCACAACGCCCUGAUUGCGCAACACCUGCGUUUCUUCGCGAUACGCGGCACGUAGCGCGCGUUUCUUAUCCUCCAGAUCCAUCAGCAUCUUGCGUUUCUCCGGGCGCAGCGCAGGGUCAGCUUCUAGAGCGGUGGCAUCGUCGCUGUUGUGAUAUUCGUUGUCGUUGUCGGAAGCAGUGAAGGAAUCGAUAUCAGAUUCCUCCUCCUCCUCAGAGGUAGCAUGGGGAGCGAGACCCAUCGUUUUCUCGUCCCCAUCGGUAACAGCAGGGCGACUUGUAUAUCCCACUCCCCGCACCCUUUCUUUCCCUGCAGAUCCGUGAACGAUACCGUGUCCCUGCUCCUCCUCCCACUCGACCGCCCUGACUAAAGGAAACAGCGCCCUGACCUUUUCUUCCCCUGUCCUCGCAUCCUCAACAUCCCGUCCAAUCUUCUUAAUUUCCCUAACUUCCUUCUUUCCUACCCCGCUUGAUGACGGCGAUGCCUGGUCGAGUAACGUAUCUAAAAGCGCCGGGAGAGUCUUGACAUCGACUUUUAAGCCGCGCGAGGCGAAGAAGACUUCGUUGGAGAUUUCGAGGUACGAGGAUAUGAGCGGGGUGGAUAUAAUCGCUGCGGAUUGCGUAGGCGAGGUCGUGGAUGAAGAAGAUGAUGUGUGAGAGGAGAAAGCGGAAAGGGAGAGGGAAGGGUGGGAGAGGAGUUCGUUCAGGCCAUCUACGAAUUCGAGGAAUGUUGGUUUAUCGAUGGAGUGGGGUUGUAAAGCUUUGGAGUACGCGCGGCAGAACUGCAAUGUUGUCCCGCUAUUCUUCUCUUCUUCUGCUUGUCUUGCGCUAUUUUGUUGAUUUUUCGUCGAUAACGAGGAGGAGGGUAGUGUGAUGUGUUGGGGGAUAGCGACGCAUCUGCCCAACUUCUUUUCUUUGCUCUGGGUUGGAGCGUCGCUGGUCGAAUGAUAGCUCUCAUCUUGCUCGCCACCGCCUUGUUCGUUAUCUUUUCUAACGAAUUGUAGCGCAGCGCUGAGAAGUCUUCCCAUUUCCUCAGCAGCGGCGGAAGCAGAUGUACUCUGCUGUACCUGAUCUUGGUGAUAUGCGGCUUCAUGGUUGCUUCGUCGUGGAGUUGUUACGCCUCUGUUGUUACCACCAUCAUUCCCUUCAAACCCCCUUCCAUAUCCUUUCUCAACCACAUUGUCUCUUCUACUAACGCUCACGUUCGCACUACUAUUAUCGCUAACAACGUCCUCAUAGCGUGGCGGCGGCGGUAGCGCAUCUAAGUCCUCAUAAGCCGGUCCCCCGAUCUGGCUCUCCGUAGGCGUAUGUAAGUAUCCGCUUCCAUCGAGCUCAGCGUAUUCAUAAUUGUCUUCGCUAUGAUAGUUGUUGUAUGAACGUAAAGUUAGGCCGGUGUUGCGGGAUACUGAUGGUGAUGAUGACGUGGGAUUUGUUGGUUGAGUAGAUGAGGAGGUGGUUUUAUCGUCGUUGUAUGGCAUGAUUGACUGUUUCCU